This is a messenger RNA of Trypanosoma rangeli, 2097 nucleotides long. RefSeq lists its product as uncharacterized. NCBI's taxonomy places the organism in Eukaryota, Euglenozoa, Kinetoplastea, Trypanosomatida, Trypanosomatidae. Bases 1 to 2097 code for a protein of 698 amino acids. The record is from RefSeq and is a predicted model, not a curated record. The transcript has a single exon.
AUGAAGAUGCACAAACUAAAGUCGCUGCCGGAGCUGGUGGAGGGCUACAAGCCCGUUCCACUGUUUUGGAAACUGGGCAAGCGUGGUUCAAAGGAGGGAGAAACGACGGCGACGAGCAAGGCCUCUGCGAUGAAAAAGUCUGAGAAGUUGCGCAAGGAGCAGCAAGAACGGUUGAAGAAAGCAAAGGUGCAGUACGACCCCGAUAUUCUCCUCUCCUCGCUACCGUGGGAAGUGGAUUCUAUCACGGACCCAUACCGUGGCGUGGCCACCGAAGACGCCGUUGAUUUUAGCAAACCGGACCUGGAGAAGACCUGGCGGGCGUACCGCGAGACCUUUCAGCAGCGCAUGACGGAGAUUGGGAACCUCACGCAGGUGACAACGGAGGGCAAGUGUGAGCGCAUGCUGAUGGACACCAUGGAGCGCUUCCGCCGCGGGGAGGUUGGGGAGCAUCCAGAGAUUCCCGCAGAGCACGAGGUCAUCUUCCGCAUGAUAUUUGAGGCGCACACGAAACACUUUCUUGCAGAUUUCUACAAUUUUGGGGGAAACCGCGUGACGGAGUCCAAGACGACCAAGUCGGAGGCGGAUGAGAUCCUGCUCCGGGCCUCCACCAAGUGCAAGCUUCUCGGGCCGAAUUUUAUGAAGUUCAUUCAGGAGAUGACCUCGCUUGAGCUUGACUCCAUCCGCAAGAACCUGGCGCAACGCUACGUGAUCAUGAUUCGCGAUCGCAAGUACGAGCCCUUAGGAAGGCCUUUUAUGAACUGGAUCAACAACGAACUCGGGGAAUUCAGUCUCACAGACUUUUGCAGCGUGGAGCAGCUGGAGACUAGCCUGGAGUUUCUAAAGCGGCAUGUGAAUGACGCCAAGCUCAAGUGUCCCAUGCGUCUGGAGGGGAUCACGGACUCCGCCCGCGAUGCCGCUGUGGAAGCGUUUUUUCAGUGGUGUCGUGGGGCUCUUUGCUUCUACGCCGCCAAGCAGCUGCACCGGAUGUACAUCGAGUUUGCCGACAGCUGCUUCCGCACACGGGCGGAGAGCCUGUUUGAGGACUCCAUCGAGUGGUUCUCGAACUGUGCCAAGGCCUCCAGCGGCGUGGUGCAGAUUCCCAUCCCCGACUCGGACCCUCCGUAUGAGUGCGAGAGGAAGGACUUUCUUGACGGCGAAAACACCGUCUACGCCGAAAUCGUCGGCCAGCUGGAUAAGGCGGAGGGGCUGUGGCACUCCGGCACCUCGAAGCGGUGGUACCCGGUGAUGGAUGAGACUGAGUGCAUGUGGUAUAACGAGCGGCGUGGUCGGUUAACCCUCGCGUUGGACAUCUCCGACCGCUGCCUGGAUAAUGUGAACAAGAAGACGCAUCCAUCCACCCACCCCUUUCCAGAACGUGCCCGCCUUUUUCUCAAAGGGGCGCCCCUAACGGAGGAAACUGCCGAGCACCUGUGGAUGCGGUAUAUGGGCGACUUGUACAAUGAGCACAGUGAAUUUAUGUUUUGGCAGGGGCGUUUCCAGACGGGGCGCUCCUACCGUGAGAAGUGUUUGAAUUUUUACCACCUGGCAAUUCGUAUGGCGCGCGAGCGUUUUCCCCCAUCAUGGAAGGCGCCUCUAUUAACGGAGGCGAAGUAUCUUAUGCGGGUGUAUGAGCCUGGGUGCGACGUGGAACGACACCUGCAGGAGGUUGAGGUUGUGGUUGAAAACCUCUUCGCGGCUAAGGAACCGAGGUAUUGGCUGGAGCCCUUUUCCGACCUUCCCCACCGCCUCGCGCUGGUGCACGCCAACCUUCCCGCGCUCGGUGAGUGCAUUACAGCGAGAGUGAACGGGCAUAUUGGACGAGUGCCCUCAAAUGAACUGUUGCUUAAGGCCAUGGAACAACGCGCGCAUGGCGGGGCAUAUCUGCCUGAGCUGGAGGAGUACUUUUCUGCCGUCAACGACGUCGCCGAGGAGGUGUUUCGCGCGAACAUGCUGCGAUGGCGGGCGCAGGAACAUGAGGGCUCCGACCCGUACCUCUUCUGGACCCAUCUCUAUUUUGCCUUCCGAGUUCAGCCCAGAGAUGCGGCGGAGGGGCAUAAGCUGUGGGACAUGUACGAGCCAGCCUACCUGUACACCUAG